AAAAAAGUUGCCAAAUCAAAAUGGUCACCGAGCCGAAGUCCGUUGAGCCCAAGGUCAGCACCAAGGAGGCGCAGUGCCAGUCAUCGGACUGCGAGACUUCCCAGCAGGAGCUGGUCUCGCAAGUAAGCAGCCCGAAGGGCGCCCGUGUGGGGAUCUUCAAUGCCGAGGACUUCUUGUCGCGUGCUCAGAUGAAUGACAAAAUCAACAUCUUGCGCUCGCCCACCAAGCCGCCCAACGGGGUGCGCCAGCGCUCCGUCUACACCAACAACCCAUCGCCGCAAGCAAUCUUGCGUGUCGGCAUGACUGGGGGAAGCUGUCCCAACGCAUGAGCAACAUCUCGCUGUCCUCCGGCACGGACUCCGUGGGCCACAUUGAUCGCGGCAGCAGCUCCAGUCUCGCUAGCAGCGCCACCGUUGGCACCAACACCAUCACCAGCGGCAUUUCCAAGGAGUGCGCCAAUUACCCCGUCGGCAGUCAGUCGGCCCGUCCAUACGUCCAACUGCCGGGCAUACACAUUUCCAACCCUCCCCAGUACGGGCCAGGGAAUAUGCAAGAAAUAGACGCUGGCAAAGACGCACAACGGCAAGGCACUCACAGGGCGCUACAAUGCCACGCCCACCUAUGGCUUCGACAACGAGCAGAACUACUGCCUGGUAAGGGGCUCCUGCAUAUCUGUAAAUCUAGCCGAUUCUAUGCUCAAUCUCAGAAUUCCCAACAGUUGCCGUCU
This is a messenger RNA of Drosophila miranda, 727 nucleotides long. RefSeq lists its product as uncharacterized. The record is from RefSeq and is a predicted model, not a curated record. The coding region runs from base 21 to 329 and encodes 102 amino acids. Lineage: Eukaryota; Metazoa; Arthropoda; Insecta; Diptera; Drosophilidae. The transcript has 2 exons.